Molecule: messenger RNA, 2047 nt
Organism: Mandrillus leucophaeus (drill)
Lineage: Eukaryota; Metazoa; Chordata; Mammalia; Primates; Cercopithecidae
Product: unconventional myosin-Ih
Exons: 20
Biological process (GO): vesicle transport along actin filament; actin filament organization
Cellular component (GO): plasma membrane; actin cytoskeleton; microvillus
Molecular function (GO): ATP binding; microfilament motor activity; actin filament binding
Source: RefSeq, a predicted model, not a curated record
UUGCACAUGGAAGGGGCGCUGACUGCCCGGGACAAGGUCGGGGUUCAGGAUUUUGUGCUAUUGGACGCAUAUACCAGCGAAUCUGCCUUUGUCGACAACCUCCGCAAGCGUUUCAACGAGAACCUCAUAUACACAUAUAUUGGCACCCUCCUUGUGUCUGUGAAUCCAUACCAGGAGCUCGGAAUCUACACUGUGAGCCAGAUGGAACUUUAUCAAGGGGUCAAUUUCUUUGAACUGCCGCCACAUGUCUACGCUAUAGCCGACAACGCUUACCGAAUGAUGUGCUCUGAACUAAAUAACCAUUUCAUCCUCAUUUCUGGAGAGAGUGGGGCAGGGAAAACAGAGGCCUCCAAGAAAAUUCUCCAGUAUUUUGCAGUGACCUGCCCAAUGACCCAGUCACUACAAAUAGCCCGUGACAGACUGCUGCUCUCCAACCCAGUGCUGGAGGCUUUUGGAAAUGCCAGAACGCUCCGGAAUGACAACUCCAGCAGAUUUGGGAAAUACAUGGAUAUACAAUUUGAUUUUCAGGGCAUCCCUGUAGGUGGGCAUAUCAUCAGUUACUUGAUAGAGAAGUCCCGAGUUGUCUACCAAAACCAAGGCGAGCGGAAUUUCCACAUCUUCUACCAGCUGCUGGCAGGUGGUGAGGAGGAGCGCCUGGCUUUCCUGGGACUGGAGCGAGACCCCCAGCUGUAUAAAUACCUCUCACAGGGUCAUUGUGCCAAAGAGUCAUCCAUUAAUGAUAAGAAUGACUGGAAAACUGUUUCCAAUGCCUUUUCUGUCAUUGAUUUUACUGAAGCUGACCUCGAGAAUCUCUUUGGAAUUAUUGCCAGUGUCUUACACCUGGGGAACAUUGGUUUUGAAGAAGACGACCAAGGCUGUGCCACUAUCCCAGACACCCACGAGAUCAAGUGGAUAGCCAAGCUCCUGGGAGUCCACCCAGCAGACCUUCUGGAAGCUCUCACCCACAGAAAAAUUGAAGCCAAAACUGAGGAGGAUUUCACCAGGAAAACUGUAAUUGGAUUACUGGACAUCUACGGGUUUGAAGUCUUUGACAAGAAUGGUUUUGAACAGUUCUGUAUAAAUUACUGCAAUGAGAAACUCCAGCAACUGUUAAUUGAGAGGACUCUAAAAGCAGAACAGGCAGAAUAUGAAAUGGAAGGCAUAGAGUGGGAGCCAAUUAAAUAUUUCAACAACAAGAUCAUCUGUGAUUUGGUAGAAGAGAGACAUAAAGGAAUCAUAUCCAUUCUGGAUGAAGAAUGCAUUCGGCCUGGUCCUGCUACAGACUUGAGUUUCCUGGAGAAAUUGGAAGAGAAAGUGGGCAAACAUGCACACUUCGAAACCCGUAAGCUGGCUGGUCCAAAGGGCCGAAAGAAGAUUGGCUGGAUGGAGUUCCGCCUCCUCCACUAUGCAGGAGAGGUCACAUACUGCACUAAGGGAUUCUUGGAAAAAAACAAUGAUCUUCUUUACAGACAUCUGAAAGAAGUGCUGUGCAAGUCCAAGAAUGUUAUCCUGAGGGAAUGCUUCCUGCGGGCUGAGUUAGAAAACCGGAGGAGGCCCCCAACAGUGGGGACUCAGUUUAAAAACAGUCUGAGCAGCCUUCUAGAAAUCCUCAUCUCUAAGGAGCCCUCCUACAUCCGUUGCAUCAAGCCCAAUGACAGGAAAGAACCCAGCAAAUUUGAUGACUUCCUCAUAAGGCAUCAGAUCAAAUACCUGGGGCUGAUGGAGCACCUGCGGGUGAGACGGGCUGGUUUUGCAUACCGGAGGAAAUACGAGCAUUUCUUGCAAAGGUACAAGUCCUUAUGCCCAGACACCUGGCCGCACUGGCACGGGCCUCCAGCAGAGGGCGUGGAACGGCUGAUCAACUACAUCGGCUACAAACCUGAGGAAUACAAGUUAGGCAAAACCAAAAUAUUCAUUCGUUUCCCCAGAACUCUGUUUGCUACCGAAGAUGCCUUGGAAUUUUGUAAACAUCAACUAGUUGCAAGAAUCCAAGCCACAUACAAAAGCUGCCUAGGAAGGAGAGAAUAUGUGAAAAAAAGACAAGCAG